CGGUUUCAUCUCCGUGUUUCAUGGGCGGAGUUCAGAAACGCCGUUACGAACGCGUUUGCGAGAGGCUUGCGUGGCUUGGCAUGUGGCGAGGGGUUGCUAGACUGCGAGUAAUGCCCAGCAAUGGCCGACGACGAAGCAUCGCAUUCAACAAGGCCAUUUGCACGGAAGCAACACUAUUGGCGGAAGCAUCUUCGAAUAGCAUCGUGCCUCAGCUCUCUCUGUCUAGAUUGGCAACGGAGUUUGAUCAAUCUGGUUCGUAAUUGGUCGCCGCCCACCGUGGUCGGUACGGUAUUGCUGCCAGCGUCGUGAGGAACAACGAUCAGCAGUAGCCCCAUCCCCCAAAAGUUCUCUGUGGCGUCCGCUAUAAUGUCUGCGACACAGAGCAGCUUCGGCAACCUUUUCCGCCGAAGUGCCUUCGCUUCCUUAGAAACCCUACCACAUAUCAACUCCGCACCUCAAAUCCUAACAGCACCAGUCGCCGAUCGCAUCACUGGGAACUAUGGUCUCAAGCAUAACAUCCCGCCACCGAUAGUUCCCGACCUACCAAAGUAUGUCGAGAUAAGCGGAGUUCAGACCAACAAACUUGAACACUCGCUCUCUUACCAAAAUAUUCAGGUCGAGAGCCACGACCAUCCCUGGACAAAAUAUGCGGUCGUAAAGCCCGCGACGGAAAAAGUGAAGCUGAUGCAGGUGUGGAGUGAGAUUACGCCGGUGACGACUGGCGUGCCGCGAGCGAGGGAGCAGGCGAUGGACUCGUUUGCGAGGGAUGAGGAUUCUGGCCGGAUGAAGUUUGCACCGAAAGUGCAGGCGACGAAGAAGCCUGAGGGAUCGAGUGGGAUGGCAGAGGCGGAGAAGGUGCAGAACCGACGACCACCACCAGACAUGAGCUUGAUGGACCUAUCGCCGAAACAAUGGCGGAAGCUACUCCAACUCGCUCGCGAAAUCCGUCCUCAGUAUCUCAAAGAAGCCGCCGGCGAAAAGUGGGAAUACUACCUCUCAGUCUACAAGCCGACCAUGGGCCGAAACCACCCCGCAGCCAUCGAAGUCCACCCGCCGCACUUCCACAACACAACGCCCGAAAACACCCUCGUGCAAGACGAGGACAAACCCCACUUUGUCAAAGGUCGCUACCUCAACCCCAUCGCCCGAGGCGGCGUCUUCGCGGUCGGUGUCGGCGGCCACGUCGCCAUCCUCCGGAACGAGAAACGACCCGCGUACGAUGGCAUCGUCGGCGAGGGCGGUGAUGGCGCCUACAGUAGCCAACAGGAGCGGUCCAACUUGGUCGAGUUUGUGGUCGAUAAAGCUGCGUUCGAUGACAAAGCCCGUCCCCAGAUUCAGCUCACUUUUGUGGAGAACGUGUCGAGAAUGUCUCCGGUUUCUGGACAGUCUGGGCUUCCAAGAAGGAGCAUUGAUAGGCUGAUAGGACAGCUCCCGGUGGAUGCGAGUCGACGGCCGUUUGGAGUGCCCCCAACGGAGUCGUCAUCCACUACCGACCGUUCAAAUGCACCUCCGCGGAGACAAGGCGGUGAUGUCGACACUAUCUUGGGCCUCAUGAGUCAGAUGUCGAGCAAGAAGCCGAAAUCGGAAUGAGAAACAUGCAUUUUCUCCAUUAUCAAUGCUACCUCCCACCAACCUGAACACCAUAUCCGUCAUUCCGCAAUGCAUCACCCGCCAGCUACCAUCCAUACCCCUCGUAUCCCCCAGUUCCCCGCAAUCCAUAGAUGAUUAUAUAUACACGAUGGGAAUGUAGCCUCCCUUGUAAUCAAUCAUAUACGGUUCCUGGGCUGACUCUGCGCACUUUGUCGAAUGUUCUGAGUAAAUACAUGCGAAAGAAGAACCUGGAAGUUGUCACUCGUUCAACGUUGCAUGCUCACGACACGCGAAGCCAACGCGCCUCAAG
This is a messenger RNA of Fimicolochytrium jonesii, 1900 nucleotides long. RefSeq lists its product as uncharacterized. The coding region runs from base 367 to 1590 and encodes 407 amino acids. The record is from RefSeq and is a predicted model, not a curated record. NCBI's taxonomy places the organism in Eukaryota, Fungi, Chytridiomycota, Chytridiomycetes, Spizellomycetales, Powellomycetaceae. The transcript has a single exon.